This is a messenger RNA of Myzus persicae (green peach aphid), 1826 nucleotides long. RefSeq lists its product as uncharacterized. Bases 390 to 1589 code for a protein of 399 amino acids. Lineage: Eukaryota; Metazoa; Arthropoda; Insecta; Hemiptera; Aphididae. The transcript is spliced from 4 exons. The record is from RefSeq and is a predicted model, not a curated record.
UCCCGCUUAUCGCUCUUUGUUUCGUGCACGGUGCGUCGGUGCAUCUCUUAUGAGUUUUAGCCUCUAACCUAUUAUUUCAUUAGUCUAUAGCCUGCCCUGGUGCUCUCUGAGACCACGUUGCCACGACUGUACGACUGACGCCGCAGCGUUUUUUUCCUCACAAUAAGAGGUUAACUUACUCUCUAGUAGGUUUUUGCUGACGCUGAGCUCGAUAUUGACAGCAGCGUCUCGUGUUAUUAACACAAUUAGAGGUUAAAACAUUAUUUAUUGCUGCUGUGUUUUGUUUGUAAUUUGCGCGUUCCUCGCUGGAAACAUCUAAGUGUUUUGGGUGCAAUUUUUAUACAUCGUUAGAUAAUCAUCGUCUGUUGCACUAGCGGUAACUAGAUAAAAUGUCAACGAACUACUUAAACCACAACGUUCCUGGGUACAGCGGUAAUUAUGACCCGCGUCCCAGCGGUGACGACUUGCCUGGAACCAGCAGUGAUGAUGACGACUCGGAGCCAAAUACUUCUAUUACUGAAGAAACCCCCUAUGUCAGUAUAUAUGGCAUGGUAGGUGCUAAGAAUAUCCACCAAGAUGUGGAAAUGUACCGUUCGACAUUGUAUAACUUAAAGACUGAACCCGAAGAGAUUAGAGAAAGACGAAACCAAAUAACCAAUGAAGAUUUCUUACGACGGUGUUUUCUACCAGAUGUAGAGAGCGCGGAGAUACAAUAUAUGAAGUCAUUAGAUGAACCAGUUAAUGAACCAGUUAAUGAACCACAACCAGAAGAAACUACAAAACAAAUUAAAAUAGAACCAGUUGACGAAAUUGAAGAAGAUUCGUUUGAAGAGGAAACUGAACCACUUGAGUAUCUACCUGAGACCUACUCAGAAGCGACAGAAAACUCCUAUCACGUUGACACAACACACCCUAGAGCGCGUGAUUUGGAGAACAUUAGAAUGUUCUUAGAACAGUAUGGGCAACCAGAUGAAAGAGAUAGAGUAAAUUUGCCGCUAGUUAAUAUUCGACCAGAAGUUACGAUUACUGCAAUCAAAAUCGAACCGGUUGACGAAACUCUUGAAGAGGAAACUGAUCAAUCUGAGUAUGAACCUGAGAGUGACUCAGACAUGAUAGAAGAAACCCGUUAUGAGAUGAUCAUAGUUAGAAGAGCUCCAAACAACCCUAGAGCAAAUGAGUUGGAGAACAAUAGGAUGUUCUUAGAGCGGUAUGGAGAACCAGAGGAAAUGGAUGGAUUAAAUAUAGGACAAGCCGAACAACAACCAGCAGAAGAAGCUCCCUCUCCAAUCGACACAACAACUAACCCUAGAGAAAAUGAGCCGGAGAACAAUGGAAUGUUCUUACAGCAGUAUGGAGAACCAGAGGAAAUGGAUGGAUUAAAUAUAGGACAAGCCGAACAACAACCAGCAGAAGAAGCUCCCGCUCCAAUCAACACAACUAACCCCAGAGCAAAUGGGUUGGAUAAUGGAAACACAAAUAUAAUAGAAAACCCAACUGGUGUUCAAAGACGAAAGAGAAAAGAAGUUAACUCUACUCCAACCCGCGUUUCCUCUAGGAUAAAAAAACCUAGAAUAAUGUAUAAUGUUUAAUUAUGAAUAUUCUACUUUUCUCAAUAUAAAUAUAAUAUUUAUAUAAGUUCAUUUUUAAAUAUUACUGUGAUGUUUAGUUUGUUAAACAUAAUUAAAAAUUAUAUUUUAAUACAUUUUUUUUCUAUUUUAUUUUAUAUAACUUUGGCUAAAAGUUAAUAUUUACAGACAUUGUAUAUCAAAUUGCCAUCAAGGGUUUAUUUGUGGUCUUAAUCCACUUUCUUAAAAUGUUUCUAAAAA